Phaedon cochleariae (mustard beetle) is the source of this 8266-nucleotide messenger RNA. Lineage: Eukaryota; Metazoa; Arthropoda; Insecta; Coleoptera; Chrysomelidae. The record is from the annotation of a GenBank genome assembly.
GCCGCCGCCACACACAAAAACACAAACACACACGCACGCACCGACGGCCGCCAUCGCGAAACCGUCCCCGCACUGCCACCUGUCACCUGUCAAUCGCCGCCUCACCUGGGGCACACAGUGAUGCCCCACCCCCGCUCAGGCGGCAGGCGGUGGUAACAGUCAAACAGUCGAGCAUCGACCGUUCACCGGGAUACGUACGACGCGCCGUGACAGAGCUCGCUUGAUUCUUCUUCUGUCAGGAUCAGCUGUGCGGGUUUGAAUUUUUCGCGCGCGAUCCGGUGCUGAGGAUUGUUUUUUUUUGGGAGGGUGGUGUGUUUUCGGGAAGAGGCUGGAUGUUUUUUUUUUGGCCGGUUUGAGUACUUGGACAGUAUAAGCCUGUAGCCGAACUGCCCCUCUCGACCCCACUCGCCCCCAAGCCCCCCCACCAACACGCAUAGUCCCCCCCCCUCUCCCCCUGUCCCCAGGAGCGCGAACCGUGGAUCCCGUGUUCGGCGCCUCGAAGAGAGGUAGGCACCCUCCUGCCCCCCAGGCGAACGACCACCUCCACCCCCACCCCCUCCUCCCGGCCGCCCCCCCUUCCCCCCCGCCCCCCUCGGCGCUCAAGAGGGCGCGCCACCACGACGCCCGCCGGCCACCAGCGUCGGCAGCCGCCUGCCAGGCCGGACUUGAGCCCGAUCGACGGCGAGGUGAAGAGGAGAGUGUCAUGAUGGAGGCGCCGCUUGGGGUGACGUUGAGCCAGAGCAUGGACUCGGUCAGCACCAAUAACGGAGAGGAAGAGGUGCGGACGUUAUUCGUGAGUGGCCUACCAAUGGAUGCCAAGCCUCGGGAAUUGUAUUUAUUAUUUAGAGCAUAUGAGGGGUACGAAGGAUCGCUUCUCAAGGUCACGAGUAAAAACGGGAAAACUGCAUCGCCCGUGGGAUUCGUGACGUUCAACACGAGAGCUGGAGCGGAAGCGGCCAAACAGGACUUGCAGCAGGGCGUACGGUUUGAUCCCGACAUGCCUCAGACCAUCAGACUGGAGUUCGCUAAAAGUAACACGAAGGUUAGCAAGCCCAAACAGCAAGCCGCUAAUGCCGCCAACACACACCCAACUUUGAUGCACCCCCUCACAGGACUGUACCUUUCAGACCUCGGUACGCCGUUCUUCCCCGGCGGGCCGGAGCUGUGGCACCACCCGCUGGCCUACAGCGCCGCCGCCGCCGCCGCUGCUGCCGCCGCCGCCGAGAUGCCGGGGGCGGGGAUGCACCAACACGCCACCCUGGUGCACCCGGCGCUGCAUCCGGCGCAGGUGCCGGUGCGUUCCUACCUCUGACUAUCCACCGAUCACCCUAAGGCUCUGGAUGCUCAGAUGCACCACCACCACCAGCAGCAGCAGCAACAUCAUCACCCCCAAAUGACGAUGCAGCAUCCGACCGCGCUGACCUCGGUGCACGCCUCGUUGCCGCACUUCCUGCCUAGUCCGGCUCUGGCGUCGCCAGUCGGCUCCUCUUCUUCUUCUCAGCCGGGCAUCGGAGUGAGCAAUGCGCCCUGCUCGACGCUGUUCGUCGCCAAUUUGGGCCAGUUCGUUUCUGAGCACGAGCUGAAGGAGAUCUUUGCCAGGGAACAAAAGGAGAAGAAACUGGACAAUCUUAACUCGUACAUGCCUCUGAGCACUUGACAGAGGAGCCUGGUGAUGACUGGAUACUGCUGCUGAAACGUCCAGAGUACAGGGGACGUCCUCUAUCGGACACUUUCUGCAGAAAACUUUAUCUUUCUCUGUUAUCUGUUGUAAUUUGUACUGGUUAGAAAAGGAGAAGAGGACAGUCGAUAUGCGUGAUGAGUAUACGAGAUCAUUGCACAAGACUUCAUUCAGUUGUUUUCAAAGUUAGAAUUUUGAAAUUCGGAUUGAUGACACAGUUCCUUGAAAAAAAAUCGAUGUAUCUUCUGGUUUCACCGGAAAUUGACUCAGGUCAAUAAUUUUGAAUGGAAUCCUGUAUAUAUUUUCACUUUAUUCAAUAGACGAUAGAAAACCCUUUUCAAUGAUAUAUCACAAGUGCCCAUUUGUUUUCAAAAUGGCGGCGCAGGAGAGAUUUUGUCUAAAAUCAAUAUGGCGAUCAAUACAUUUUUUCUAAGCAACCUGAUAAAAUAGCAAAAAGACGAAGGACUUUGAUUAGUUUUUGAUUCAACAUAGCAACAAUUUUAUUCAUCGUCAUUCAGGAUUCCUUUUUUGUAAUUCUUUCAUUGAAUUUCGUCGAAUUUUAAAUAGGAAAUCGAAAUUAUUUAUUCAGAUUGGGUUAAUAAAAAAGACUUGAUUGAAAAUUAAAACAACACACGUAAUGUGUCAAAAAUUUAUUUGUACAUAAUGACCUAUACCUAGAUGUUAAUUUGAUAAAAGUAUCUAAUAUUUCCUAUUGAAAAUUUUCGAGAAAAUUCAAGAGAAACAAUGUAAUUUGAAAGUAUUACUGAAAGGAAUCUUGAUUGACGAUGAAUCAACAUUUUCCAUGUGCUAUCAAAAACUAAUUAAUGUGUUCCGUCUUUUUGUUAUUUUGUCGGGUUGCUUGAAAAAAAUUCGAUCGAUAUAACGUCACAGUGUCGCCAUAUUGAUUUUUUGAUACACAAUGUCUCCGCCGCCAUUUUGGACACAAAUGUCCACUUGUGACAUGUCAUUGAAAGGGUUUUUUUUGGCUCUAUCGAAUGCCUCAAAAAUAUAUACAGGGUACCAUUUAAAAAUCUUUACCCAAGUCAAUUUCCGGUGAUAGUCAAUUGGUUUUUCAUGAAAAAUAUGGAUUUUAAGGGAUCGGAAUUCAAAAUUCCUAGCUUGAAAAACAACUGAAUGACGCCCUGUCUGUCUAAUGAUCUAUCGUAGUCACCCGUAGGCGAGAAGUAUCAGAAAAGGAUCGCUUGGAUACUUAAUUUCUCUCUCUCUCUCUCUUAUAUAAAUGAGGAUAAGCUAAACCAAAGGUGCCCUAAAAGUUAAGUUUUAGAUUUUAUUCUAUUUCUGCCGAUUUCGGGAACAUUCUUCGAGACUGCUUUUUCGCGGAAUUUUCACGAAACGGUGACUUUGUCGAGCUUUUUUUUACAAGUAUCGUCGAUGUAUGGAAAAAUGAUCGACUUAUUUCGGUUUGGAAAAAACAUAAUAGCAAUAAACCAAUGAAUCACACACUUUACUUGUGUGUUGUAUAUGUAACGCUGAACUAAAAAAACAAUUAAUAAACAUAUCAUUAAAUAUAACAUUGCGACACCAGUCAUGAAAGUGGCGUAAAAUUCAACGUUUAGGCUAUGAAAAAAAAGCUGAAACUCUCUGCCCAAUAUUGAAAAAAUAUAUAAAUAGAAACAAUGACCCUUUAUUUUCAAAUAUUGAUUUUUGAUAACUCGAAAUUAAUGAAUAGACGAGCUUUUGCUUACUUAUAGAUACCAUUGAUAGUACUAUGAGCAUUUGUUAUCUUGCAAAUUUGAAAACUCAAAGUUAAUAAUUAAUUAGACAAAUUUAUAGUUUGUAGCGUAUAGAAAUAUAAUAUAUAAUAUGUCUUUUAGAUUCUGCAAGUUGAUGUUUUCAUUGUACCUUCUCAAGGACUUAUGUACCUAUAUUACUAAUAAUGAAAAUAUAUUUUUUUCUGACCGAUAUGUUCUGUUACAAGUUUUAAUGACGUCAUAUUAUCUACGUUUUUAUAAAUUUCAUUAAUUUUCAUGGUGAUUACCUAGCACAAUCAUAGUUAUUAUGACCGUCAAUUGAGUACCAAGAUUCUAAAUUAAGUAGAAAAAAUAUUAAGACGAAAAACCAAAUCAAUUGAUUCGAUGUAUGGGUACAUAAAAGUUGAUUACUUAACCAAAGUUUUAGUUUAAGGUGAAUCUUAAUAUAUGAACAUAUUUAUUUAAUUGUAAGACAAGUUGUAUUUUUCAUUAAGUAUAACUUAUAGUGUUAAUGUAUUAUUUUUUUAUAUAAUUUUAUAAUUUUUUACAUCCAUACUAACUGCUGAUCAUCAGUCGAAAAAAAAAAUAAGAAGAAAUGUAUAAUGUUGAACAUUAUUGGUAAUUCUCUAAGUAGUUUAUAUUCAAAUAGUGACGUAGUGCUUUUCGUGUGAAGUUUAUGUGAUAUAUCUAUUACUAUCAUUAUUGUAGUUGUAUUUCGUAGGUUGGGAUAGUUUUUCCCAGAAUAGGUAAUGACCAGGGUGUGCAAUCGACAAAAUAUCCCUUCAGGUCAAACAUCGAAAUUGACAAAAUAUUUCCGGUUGAAUCCCAACUUACCCCCACCAGAAUCGUACUGAAUAGCCCUAAACACUUUAUCGAGAGACACAUUUUCACCAUCCUGAAAAAUGUUAUGAAUUUGAAGAAGAACACCCUUUAUCUUCACUAUUGGAAAUACCUUUCGAAUAUAUUUCCGAAAAUACUCUCUGUUAGUUUUGAAUGCUAAUAAAGUGAUCGGAAAUCUUUAAGGAUAUUUUUGAAAGCAAACGGGUAACGACAUCGAUAUCAAUAACUACUAUAUUUACCACAUUUUUUUCUAGAAAAAUGUCUUCACAUCAAAAAUACAAUAUCCUUGACUUACAUUUUCUCUAAAAAAAUAUCUUUAUAACAAUAAGGCCCUUAACUUUUUUCGAUCAGUUUAUUUUGGGAAAUUAGUAGCAUAUAAAUUGAUCAAGGUAUAUCUAGAGAGUUUUUCAAAAGGUGAUUUUUGCUUUAUUUUCUCAUGUAAAUGUGUCGGCAUUAUAUGGGAAAAACUUGUAUAAAUAAUUUAUUUCGAAAUUUGACUUGUGCGUUAAGUUUCGCUUUCAAAAAUAAUAAAAUCGAAAUCUCGUGACUUUCGCUAUAUAUUGUUCGCUGAAAAUUGACUUAUUUCAUUGAAUUUCAAAAAAGUUUAUAGAGAAAAGUUGUUUCCAUUCCAAUUUUACUUAAAUUUUUCCCGGAUAAUUGAACGUUUCAGUGAUUUUUUUUAUUUCUACGAAAUAUCUGUAAUGUUAGAAAAAAGUGAAACCUUCAAAAAUAUUUCAUUCCAGUAGCUUUUCAUCAUGCUACCAAAUUUCUUCAGAAAAUGAUAAUCCGCGCUUCAAAUUUCUCUUGUUUGAUGCAAAGUUGAUGUAUCGUCUCGUAAUUUAUUUCAUCGAACUACUUCACGUAUCUAACGAAAGUUUUUUCGAAGUUAAAAUUGAAAUAUAUUAUUAUUAAAAGAGUUUUCCAUAUGAUGGCAACUUUAUAAACGACACUGUAUUCGAAUCGAGUCCUUAAACUUUAUAGAAAACAUUGAACAACAAUCAGUUUUAUCAUGAUAUAUUUAAUUCUGAAAAACAAUCAUCAGUCAACAUUAACCAGAUUUGAAUGAAGUCACUAGUUUCUGUGAUUUAUUCAAUCUGAGUUUAUUUCAGUGGCUAACGAACUUUGAGAAUGUGUGUGUGGAGGACAAAGCAUACCAAGCCCUUGAUGACACCAAUCAUUUAUACUGUGCAGUUUCGAUCAAGGGCCCUAGAACGGAUCCCUGUGGUCCACCCACUAUAUUUCCCUUCUGGUGGGGGGCAUAUUUUCCGGGAUGCUCGGUCGAUUCCACGCCCUGGUCGAAAAAUUGCAGACUAAAAACAUUUCGUCCCCGCACUGGGGGGUGUAUAGAAAGGGGGCGAUUGUUCUGCGUAUUGUUUCCGUCCAAGCAGCCCUCCGUUGUUGGGGGCUGCUGCAGCUCAAAUGAGAGAGCUAGCGAGUUUUUUGGGUACGGUGGGUGCGGAUCGAUCGGAGAUCGGACCUUAUUUCGGGGACUACUUCAAACAUAUCAGCUUAAAUAUUGAUGAAUUAUAAAUAUACCUGUUAUAUACGCAAUCCGACCUUUGAAUGUCGUCUUGUAACUGUGUUUUUAUCUUCGGAGUUAUGUGUGAAAUUAUAUGUUCAUUGGAAAAUUUGUGGAGAAACGUUUUUGAGCAUCACAACACUCAGCUUCGACAGUUCCACACAGCACGAAAUAUUGCCACAAUUUUACAAUAUUACAGUGGCAUGUUCAAUGUUCUAGAAAUAUUGCAGAAAAAAUGUUCUUGUGCUUUUUCAAAUGUUGCUGCAAUAUCACUAACAAUAUUAUCAUGCAAUAUUGUACAUGCAAUAUCUAAGAAAUGUUUCUCAUGAUAUUGAAUACAGGUGAGAUUUCAAAAAAGAAUGAAGGAUGAAUGUAAUACACUGAGUACACAUUGUUUUCACCAGAAUCAGAUCACGUGGUGUAUUGUAGACUCUAUGUGAGCAUUCCAGUAUUCCUUUUUUUAUCUCUUGGAGCGCACGAAAGGAAGUUCUUGGGAAUACUUUCUAAUCUCGAAUUACAAUUAAAUAGUGCAUAUUAUUUCUACAAUAUUGUUUGCAUAUAUUCUCAAAAUAUAUCUGCAACAUUCCUGAUGCCUCCAGCAUAAGCCACAAAAAAUGUAUUUUCCAUAUUACAGUCGCCAUUAAUUCAAAAUAUUGCGAAUAAAAUAAAGUGUCAAUCAAAAAAUUCCUUGAAUGUUUUCUACUUGAAUCACAAUUGAUAUGGAUGAAUAAAAAAUUUGGAAUAGAACACAAACACGAAAAGAUAUACAGGGUGAAAUAAAUUUCUGACAUUUUUAAACAUUUUUCAAUAUUUUUCCUGUCGAAACUGGGUUUGUGAGGUGUGAAUUAGUGAUGAUGUGAUAAACUUAUCAACGGUAUUAUAAACUAGCCACAAUCGCCUUCUCUGCUUUAGGUCAUAGGUUUAUAAUAAUAAACACCACUUUCUAAACAUAUCAUGAUCUGUGCCCCUUGUCAAGUGACAUCUUAAAUUUUAGCAAUUAAUAUUAUAAAAGAUUUGAUAAUAUUUAAGAUAAGAGUAUGAAUUUACAAACAUUAUUGGUAAGGAAAAUAAUCAUCUAAAAAUCAUAGUGGUGAAUAAAUUACCAAACUGAUUACCUAUAUUAACACUGUUUCACUUAGGUAUUAUAAAACCUGUUUUAAUUUAGUGAUCUUUGCCCUGGUUAAAUACUGAAUCAGUGGGAUGAGAAAUUAUGACAAAGUCAAUUUUUUUUCGAGUAUAUAUAUUGUUAUUCUUCAAGUGAUAAAUUUCAGAAUAUCAACAUUAUAAUGAAUGUUCAAAAUGAAAUUUGUAAGAUAUUCAUAAUUAUGAGUAACUCUUUUUGAUUCAACAAUGAUUUUUGUCUGCUUCUAUACACGGUGGUUUUUAAGUCCCAUCUGAUUCAGAUGCUGCAUAUUUUGGUCUCCUUCAGUGAAUGUCUGAUAGAGCAAUCAUAGUCAAUAGCUUUGCUAGGUUGAUUAAAAUUUUCAUUUGGUAGAUUAUUUACUAUUUACCAUAGAAUCGAACCGCUACCAUCAACUUUGCGUAAGUAUACGGUGGUAGUUGAAAAAAAGUGAGCAGCUGCUGAGUAGCAUUUAUAUAAACCAGCAAGACAGUAAACCGAUUGCUUAUUUGAAGCGAUAUGAUUCUUCAAAAAUCGCAAAGUUGGUGCUUAUCAACAUAUAAUGGGUGUUACUUAUAUAAACUCCAUCGCUACCUAUCUCCCUGAAACAAAAAAAAUAAGUAGGCCUUCUAUGUUAACAUAAAAAAAUUGCUCUUCUUCUUGGCGCAUUUUCCGGGAAUUGUAACAAUAUUGGAACAUGUUGAUGAACUGAUAACUAUUCUCUUUAUUUCUGAUAGGAGAAUCAGCCCAUGCGAGAUAUUUCGGUGGAGAGUUUAUAAAUGAAUAAAUAAAUAAAUAAUGAAACAUCUAUAUUUUUUCCGUUUUGUUCAAUCGUAGCAAUUUUUUAGACGUCAAAAUUUUCAGUAGUAGUACUAUAAGUACUUAUUCAUUUUACUCAUUUGAUCGUUCUGAUUGGUUUAUAAUCAUAGGAGGAAAAUAAUCAUUUAUAUUUCUUAGAAAUGUUUCAUAAUGAAAUAAUAGGCACUUAUAUUUUGAAGGGUUUCAGAUACGCUCUUGUGUUUACUGUGAAGCAAACAGGGAGGACAAAAAAAGUCCUCGUAUCUAGCCUUAGUAGUCCUGGCGACCAGGGAAUGCAUAUCUUUAUUGUAAUAAUGACAGUUAGUAGGCAUCGUAAACUUAGUUUAAUGUAAAAUGUGUUGAAAAUUUGUUGGUCUAGAAGUAUAUAAGUACAAGUGAACAACAUACUGGGUAAAUCUGGCCCCUUCUGGGGGGGUCAUUUAUAUUGUUGAUACUAGUCAGAUAAUGGAAUAAAACCCACCCCACCAUCUUGCCCCUCUAUUACAAAAAGAAGCAUUCCAUACAAAUAUUGUAUUACCUGACAACGUACUUAGUUAUUUAAAAAAAAUGUAUAGGGUCCAAAUGAUGGGAAAUAAAAU